Molecule: messenger RNA, 557 nt
Organism: Cucurbitaria berberidis CBS 394.84
Lineage: Eukaryota; Fungi; Ascomycota; Dothideomycetes; Pleosporales; Cucurbitariaceae
Exons: 1
Coding region: 143-349 (68 amino acids)
Source: RefSeq, a predicted model, not a curated record
GGCCAUGUGGUCGAAGCUAGCGCUCGCAUCCCCCUCACGUGGGCUCAAACGGGACAGGUUGCGAUUUUAUAUGGGGACUUCCAAGGUCAAGUUAGAAAUUAAGAGGACUUUCGCUCUUGCUAUUCAUUAGAAACUUUGACUCAUGCGGGCUAAUUGUCGGCACCAGAACGGAAUCACUCACGCCUUCGUGCCACGAUUUUACUCGAAUGGAGAUCGGGAUCACUAUGUAGGCAGUGAUCCGGCCCACCAAGCCUUCCAGCAAGCCGCUGGUGCAGUCCUCGAGAAGACAGUAGUUGUCAACUCCCAGAACAGCCUCUUCACCAAGGCAGAAGAGUGUCAGCUCAGUUGAUGGAUCUUGUAUAUUCCACCCAUUGAAAACUUGUAAUGGCCAUAAAAUCAAAUUCCGGUUGCUUCGCCUGCAUCCCUUCAGUCAGAAACCCCCGCUCGAUCAGGCGACGAGCCCUAUCACAGUCUGUCAUGUAGCUUGUAGUCUAGUCCACCACAGAAGCAUAGCUUUGCCACUGCGAACGCCUCACCAAGUAAAGUUUCUAACGCUU